Molecule: messenger RNA, 2068 nt
Organism: Phytophthora infestans T30-4
Lineage: Eukaryota; Oomycota; Peronosporomycetes; Peronosporales; Peronosporaceae
Product: nucleolar protein, putative
Exons: 2
Coding region: 1-2031 (676 amino acids)
Cellular component (GO): nucleolus
Molecular function (GO): histone H3K4 demethylase activity; histone H3K36 demethylase activity; peptide-methionine (S)-S-oxide reductase activity
Source: RefSeq, a predicted model, not a curated record
AUGGCGGGCAAGACUGCAGCCAAGGCUCCGACGUCUGCGCCUCCCGCCAAGAAGCGCAAGGCUUCUUCAUCCUCUUCCGUCCCUCUCCUGAUUCAAAAGGACAUAUCCGCGGAUGAAGUCGUAGAUGCUCACGAACUCGUGUCUCAAAUCGACGUCCAUAGCGCAACGAAAGCCCGACUGCUACUCACCUGGUUACUGUACCCUGUUACCCCUGAGGAGUUCUACGAGAACUAUUGGGAGCAGCGUCCAUUGGCCAUCAAACGCAACUUUCCCAGCUAUUACGACGGCUGGUUCAGUAAACAGGAGAUCGACCGCAUUCUCAAGACACACACGCUCGAGUACGGCACUGAUGUGGACUUGACCAAGUACGUGGACGACACCCGCCACACACUCAACCCGCCAGGCUCUGCAACGGCCAAACAGGUGUGGAAACACUACGAUGAUGGAUGCUCUGUCCGUCUCCUGUGCCCUCAGAAGUUUUCGGACGAUGUCUGGAAGCUGCUGGCCACUCUGGAGGACGAAUGGGGCUGUAUGGCUGGUGCCAAUACUUACUUGACCCCGAAGAAUACUCAAGGGUUUGCACCCCAUUUCGACGACAUUGAGGCCUUCUUGUUGCAAACAGAAGGAUGCAAGCACUGGAAAGUGUACAAACCGUUGAAUGAGAGUGACGUGUUGGCGAGAUAUCCUAGUGGAAAUUUCAAGGCGGAAGACCUUGGCAAACCCACGCUUGAAGUGGAUUUGGAACAAGGAGACCUGCUGUAUUUCCCACGUGGGUUUAUUCACCAAGCACGUGCACACAAGGAGAAACACUCGUUGCACUUGACCGUGUCGACUGGUCAGCAGAAUACAAUGGGGAACUUCCUCGAGGUGUUGCUCCCUCAAGCAUUGGCAGGUGCUAUCAACACUAACGUGGAACUACGGCGAUCGCUGCCUCGUGACUAUUUGGAGUACAUGGGUGUCAUGCACUCAGACCGUAAAGGCGACCCGGAGAGACAGGCCUUCGCUAACAAGCUCAAAGGGGCGCUUAAGACUGUGCUUGGUGAAGCAAUGGGAAUGUUAGACGCUGCCUCCGACCAGAUGGCCAAGAACUUUCUACUUGACCGCCUGCCUCCUGCUCUUGAGGAUGAAGAGGAGAACUGCACGAGCGACAAUAGCCCGCUGCAGAAGAUUACGGUAAACACCCAGCUCAAGCUAGUCCGUCAUGGCGUUGCGCGUCUUGUGAUCGAGGAUGGUAAAGCUGUGCUGUAUCACUGCCGCGAGAACUCCCGCAUGCAUCACGAGGUGCCUAUCUCUCCGCUUGAGUUUGAGUUGGAUGAUGCCGAAAGUAUCGAGUUUAUUCUCAACAGCUACCCCGACUACUUCCGUGUUGGCGACAUGCCCCAUGAAGACCCUCAGGACCAGACAGAGCUUGCGAAAGCAUUGUACAAGGAAGCUCACCAGUUUCGCAUCAUCCGCCGCAGCCUCACGUCGCGCUUGUUCCUCACGUCUCCAAGUUUCGUCAUGGCCGACAACCAGGUCGACAACAACAUCAGCAGACCACAGAGUGUCGCCACCUUCGCUGCCGGCUGCUUCUGGGGCGUCCAGCUAGCUUUCGACCGUAUCCCAGGAGUGCUGGAGACCUCAGUGGGCUACACUCAGGGCAACGUGGGAAGUCCCUCGUACCGUCAGGUGUGUACAGGCCGCACCAACCACGCAGAAGCCAUCCGCAUUGUGUUCGACGAGUCUCAGACGAGUUACGAGUCGCUAUUGAACAAGUUUUGGGCCAUCCACGACCCCACGACUCUUAACCGCCAGAAGAAUGACAAGGGUACGCAAUACCGAUCCGGUAUCUAUUACCACAGCGAGGACCAGCGUAAGUCUGCAUUGGCAUCCAAGGAGGAGCACCAGAAAACGCUGAGCAAACCUAUCGUGACGGAAAUCAUGGAGGCCAAACAGUUCUGGGACGCCGAAGACAAUCACCAGAAGUACCUGGAGAAGGGAGGACAAUGUGCAGACAAGGGCUGUGAUGUGGCCAUCCGCUGCUAUGGCUAAACUGAAGGGAGGUGGUGCACAAUGCUGCUCUGAGUGA